GUUCUCGACACGCUGCAUGCUCUGCUUGAUUCUGUGGGCCUUCCAGAUCCGGAAUAUAAGUACAACCGAGUGGUUGAGUACAUACGGAAGGUGGUCUACCCGGACCUCCCGCAGUCACAUCAGCUCGUUUUGACCGGUCACUCGUUAGGGGGGGGGAUAGCUCAUAUAGCAGCUGCUUUACUCAACGAGCCUGUUGUGUCCUUCACUCCUCCUGGAGCAUACCAGUCGCUCUCGAAGCAUCUCUACUGGAACGCAAAGGACCGCAGACAGCUACAUCAGGCGGCGCACAACCGAACGGUGACCAUCUUGGCUGAGAAUGACAUGAUAGGAAAGCUCUACUAUCCUCCUCUCUCCAUCCUCUCUUCCUCCCUUUCUCCCUCUCUCCUCCUCCUCCUCUCCUGUCCUCCUUCCACUCUGCUCAUUUGCGUCGUCCAGGGCGAAUUUUCGACUCUCAUGGAGGUAACGUUGGAGAGAAUGAACACAAAACAGGACAGGACAGGACAGGACAGGACAGGACAGGACAGGACAGGACAGGACAGGACAGGACAGGACAGGACAGGACAGGACAGGAGUCUCGCUCCCUUGACGUCGGAGUUCUCAGAUCAACUGGGGCCUGUGGGGUGCCAUAUGCUUGAGAACACGAUCUGCAAUCUCAUCCAGAAGUGCGGCAAAGACCACCGAUGGGCCUCCUGCCAUUUUUCCUAUGAGGCAACGCCGCUGUACGAGGGCAUCUUCGGGUUUUUACAGGACUCAUACGAGCAAGGAGGGACGCUGACGUCUAACUUGCUCUCUGCUCUGUUGGACGACUAG
Molecule: messenger RNA, 810 nt
Organism: Guillardia theta CCMP2712
Lineage: Eukaryota; Cryptophyceae; Pyrenomonadales; Geminigeraceae
Exons: 10
Biological process (GO): lipid metabolic process
Source: RefSeq, a predicted model, not a curated record